Messenger RNA from Rattus norvegicus (Norway rat), 1457 nucleotides. NCBI's taxonomy places the organism in Eukaryota, Metazoa, Chordata, Mammalia, Rodentia, Muridae. The record is from RefSeq and is a predicted model, not a curated record.
UGGUUAUAAAAUUUAGGUGAACCAAUAUACUAUUUCUAUUUUAUUAUCUUCCUGGAUCCAUGUUUCUUUCUCUUCUCUCAGACUGUCUUGGUGGUCAUUGUUCCCCCUUUUAUACAGCACCAAUUAUGUCCAAAGCACACCUCCUGCUGCUCCUGGCCACCCUUGUACUGACCAGCCAUGUUCAUGGAGCCACACUGGGAAGCGAGGACACAUGGAAGCCACUGAGCAACCCCAGGAACCGAGAACUGUUUUUCAGAAGCCUCCAGGCCUACUUUAAGCGCAGAGGACUUGAUCUUGGGAACCUUCCAAAUACCUUCUUCGUGAAUGAGGACCCCAGACCUCUCUCUUUCGAGUCAGAACAUAUCGCUUCUGCAUUUGCAGACUACGAAGAGCAGAAAAACUCCCUCCCCAAUUCCCGCAAAGGCUGAAAGCCCAGGAGACCAUGUUAAAGCAGCAGAAGAGCUUUCCAAUAGAAAAUUCGACUACUGCUGAAGCCUUGCGUGUGCUUUUCCUUCCACAUUAGUCAGUUUAUACGUAUUCGGUCUUCAUCUCCGGAUCUUACAUGUAAACAGCUGGGCCUUUGGAACAUAUGAUACCGACAUGCAUAUUUCAGUAUUUUCCUCUUUUAUGACUUUAACUAUGGAGUGGGAGGUUGUAUUUGAAGGAGUUACAAAAAUACCCCGUGAAAUGAAAUGAAAUGAUAAUUUUCCUAAUUAGAUAUUUUAUUGAAGACUGUCCUUUAUAUUUAUUGCCUAUUAUCAAGCAACAUUUUUAUUUUAAAAUGAUACGUUUCCUUGUUACUAUAGUAUAUUGUAUGUGACAAUAGGGAUUCAGACCUGUUCACUGAACAGUGUAUCACAUGUAAUAGGGAUUCAGGCUCAGGAUUUGUUUUUCUUUUUUCUUCCUAAAAGGAUGAUGCAGCCCCAUGUUUAGCAUGUGCAUAAAAUCCACCCCGCCCCUGCGAGGCUUGUACUGAAUGAGGGCAGUGGAUCUCCAAGUAGAGCUGAGAUAGAAAACAAAGAGAUUCUGGUUGCUGCAAGGUAUCUGGGAGAUGCUUUUAUGCUUUGUUCAAAGGUAAAAAAAAAAAAUAAUAAUAAUAAAAACUGUCCCAUGUUGAAUGUCUCAGCUUUACACCAACUUUACCUUAAAUACAAGUCACCCAACAAGGAACAGUAGCAAAGGGUGAGUCCCCCAACUCUUCCAACAAAGCUACUCUCUUUGUCAUAGCUCAGACUGAGCCCUUCUAAUUCCCAUAUUUUCAUUUGACAUAGCUACUUUCCCUAUUUAUAUUAUAAGGAAUAUUUGGCAACAUUUUCUGCGUGAUUCAAACAAGAAACAUUGUACUAGAACGUGCACAGCGUUGAUGCGGUAUUGUCAGUCAAAGCGGCUUGCUGUAGCUUUUUAUGGACUCGGGUUGAUGCUGAAUGUGAAGACUAAAAUGUUCAUGUGAGAAGGUC